Molecule: messenger RNA, 4029 nt
Organism: Sorex fumeus (smoky shrew)
Lineage: Eukaryota; Metazoa; Chordata; Mammalia; Eulipotyphla; Soricidae
Gene: TMEM47
Product: transmembrane protein 47
Exons: 3
Coding region: 300-845 (181 amino acids)
Biological process (GO): cell-cell adhesion
Cellular component (GO): cell-cell junction; membrane
Source: RefSeq, a predicted model, not a curated record
GCGCUCGGUAGAGCGCAGCGCGGGGCUCGGAGGCAACGGUCCGCGCUGGGAUCCCGGAGGCUGCGGCUGCAGACGCCUCCAGCUCCCCUGUUUGGGAUCGGCCGCCGCAGCGGAUCCACCCCCCCAACACACACACACACACACACACACACACACACACACACACUCACACACUCACUCACUCACUGCGCCCGGCCCCGGGUGCGCGGAUCCCGGAGGGGAGCGAGUUCCCGCGCGGGCGGCGACCCCCCAGAAGAGCUCCGGUGCCGGAGCCGCCUGGCGUCCUGGUCGUCCGGGGCAUGGCUUCGGCGGGCAGCGGCAUGGAGGAGGUGCGCGUCUCGGUGCUGACCCCGCUGAAGCUCGUCGGGCUCGUGUGCAUCUUCCUGGCGCUGUGUCUCGACCUGGGCGCCGUGCUCAGUCCCGCCUGGGUCACGGCCGAUCACCAGUACUACCUAUCCCUGUGGGAGUCCUGCCGCAAGCCGGCCAGCUUGGACAUCUGGCACUGCGAGUCCACGCUCAGCAGCGAUUGGCAGAUUGCUACUCUGGCUUUACUCUUGGGCGGCGCUGCCAUCAUUCUCAUUGCUUUCCUGGUGGGUUUGAUUUCUAUCUGCGUGGGAUCUCGAAGGCGCUUCUACAGACCUGUUGCUGUCAUGCUUUUUGCCGCAGUUGUUUUGCAGGUUUGCAGCCUGGUCCUUUACCCAAUCAAGUUCAUUGAAACUGUGACCUUGAAAAUUUACCAUGAGUUCAAUUGGGGUUAUGGCCUGGCCUGGGGGGCAACUAUAUUUUCCUUUGGGGGUGCCAUCCUUUAUUGCCUCAACCCUAAGAACUACGAAGACUACUACUAGAACCAGUUGUCUACAAUUUUAAAAUCAACAUCACCAUCCAAAAGAAGAGUUCUGUCUGCAUCUUUUCUAUCUCACUAUUUUCUAAAACACUUGUGGAACAUCAGGCAGUUUGUUCAGUUGAUUUAAGAUCUUUUGCCUUUUGGCUGUAAACAUCAUAACCAGCUUUUACAUCCAUUUUAGGGACCUGCACAAAUUAAGAGAGCUGAUUAGACAUAGGCAAAUGCUGCAAACUUCCAAUAUGUUGGUGUCAUUUUUCUUGACAAGUGAAGGGUCUAUAUGACAGCAACUGUUAUGAGAAACUAGUUGGAAUGAGAAAUGCCUGAAUCUCCUAUUGCCUGCAGGGGAGCAGCUGGCAUAAGCAACAUUUAGAAGUUUCUUUGCACUGAUAUGGAUUCCACUGUUAGGAAUCCUUAUUGCCUGCUUAUCCCACCUAAUGACUGCAUUGGCUGUUGGUUAUUUGCUUGAGUAUUCUCUUGAAAAUGGAACUGCUUUUCAGCAUCUAAUGGGAGUUCUGAAUGUAAGUGGUUAAUGGUACACAUUCCACCUUUAAGAAUACUCUGUUAUGUAGGAGAUUCUGCUCUGGCAAUCAACAUCUCCCUGGGAAGGGAGCCACAUGUGCUUUUCAUUACACGGUUAGAAUUUGUGCCUCAGCCAUAUCUAGAAUGAGGAAAAUUUGAGUUUCUCUUUUGCCUGAGGCAACUAGAACCAACUGUGCAUGAGUUGCUUUUGUCCUGCAUACCCUUUAAAUCAUUUACCAAACAUUGCAGCAAACAACUGUGCAUAUGUAACAAGCUUCAAUAUUUUUAUGGAUGGUAAACAUUUUAGUAUAACUGGUGAUAAGUUGUUUCCUAGCCUUCCACAUGCAUUUGCCUAUUACAUGUAAAAUUAAUAUUUGCUCUAGUGAAGUGAUUUGAACACUAACCUUGUACACAUUGUUAAGAGGCUUAGAUUGGUAUUUACACUUAUUUACCAAACUGAAGUACAUAUAUCGUAAAACUUUUGCUCUAUGUUCUCUACUGUUUCACUGGAAAGUUUUAAUAGAAUAAUGUAAGAAAAAUUGAAAUGAUGUUAAUCUGAAAAUUAAUGAUUCUGUAAGCACUGUAGUACAAAAGAGAGUAGUAAUUAGGAUGAUAAUUUUGUUUAAAACUCAUUAAAAUAGAAGGCUUUUUUUUCAAGUAUUUUAAAUGUCUUCAUUAAAAAUAAAGGAAUUUAGUGAUAGAUUUCUAUAGACGUCUAAAUGUCUCAGUAGAGAAGUAGAAUUCAUCUGAUUAUCAUCUGGUCCUCUGAAGUUAACUAAUGGGCUAACUGAUUUGUGCACACAGUUCUGAAGGAUUUACGUUCUGUGAAUCAUUUUUGUUGACUGUUCAAAUGGAAGGAAAUAUCAACAAUAAGGAAUAAGUUUGCUUCUGCAAACUGGUGUGUUGAAAUCCUGUUUAUUAUACAAAUUUGGAUAGUUUAAUUGAAAACAUAUUUUUGUAUCAAAUAUACAGUUCUAAUAUAAAAGUUAUAAAUAAUUAUUUUUGUUAGCAAAGACACUAAAACAGUAUGUCCUGGUUUUAGCCCUCUUACAGAAAGAAGCAGUUGAAAAAUUAUUUGAAGUGUACCUGUGUUCUAUCAUUGAAAAUCUGUUAAGAGCCAGGACCAUGUCAAUAGUUUUUAAUAAUUUGUUUUACCUCCCUAGGCAGAGCUCUGCUUCCAGCUUGUCUUAAGACUUGUUGCCAAAACAACCAACCAAAUAAAAACUAUUUUAUUACUCAAAUACUUUAAAAGAAAAAACUCUUGUGGCUUUUCUAUAGAAUUGAGAAGUAAAUAUAAAGAACCAGGUUUAUUCUUAUUUUACAAUGACAGCAAAUUGACAAAAUGAAUCUUAGAGAGUGACCUCUAUUAAAGUAUAGAUUCUAUAUGGAAUCAUGACAUACCCUGAAUUUUUUUCAGAAAGAUAUUAGUAUUGUAGAACCUUGAAGCAGCUUUCUUGAGAAAGAGUAAAAUUUGGGCCGGCUGUCUUACAGUUAAUUACAUAUUAUCAGAGUAGCAUGAGAAAUAUAUUUGUUGGAGAGGGAUUUUGGCUCCUAAACUCUCUUGUGAGAGAAUCUCUUUGUUCCUGAAUAAUAGGAAAACCAUACUUUCAUGCUGAUAUCACUGAGGCACUUUUCUUAGUCCUAGUGGAGGAUGCAGUGUGCUACUAAAUGAGGGUCACAUCUUGAAUCUUACCAUGGUUUGAGUCUAUGUGGAUAUGACAAGCUGGAAAGUGACAGAAUUUGUUAAAGGCUAAGGCACACAUAUUUGCAGUUUAUUGAAAAGUAAAUUUAUUAUAUAUUUUCCCCCAUUUCUACCAUAUCUCAAAGUUAGUUUCAUUACUAACAAGUUCAGAACAUAAAAAUUAUGUCACUCCUAUGAAGCAAUGUUUUGUCAAUCAGAAUAAAACACAAGUGAAUAUUUCACCUACUUUAACUUUAUCUUGGCACCUUUCCGUUUGUUUGAUGUUUUCCUAUAAGCAAAACUGUUAACUACAGACCCAUUGUUUAUCUUGGAGAGAGAGCGAGAGAGAGGGGGAGAGAGCAAGUAAGAUAGAUACACAUACACACAUAUAGCAUAAAGUACUCAGCAGGGCUAGUUAUUUGGAUUUCUUGCACAACUCUUUAGCGUUUUGUAUGUUCAGCGUGUACAUAAAUACAUAAAAACAUAAAUAUAGAGAGACCUAUGUGUUUGAAAUAUAAAUGAUAUAUAUGGACUAGCAUGUACCUGUAUAUUGUUAAACAUGCAAUGAACUGAUUGGUAAGUGAUGUCUAAUUGUAUGGCUAGCAAUGUAAUUUAUUCAGACUGUAUUUUUGUACAGAGCAGCGCACACUAACCUAUGCCUCUGUGUCCUCUUUAAUGCCUAAAACUGUGCCUAGAAUUUUCAUCUGUCUUAAAAAAUAAGAUAUACUUCAUGCUGUUCAUGCUAUUAGUUUAUCUAUUGCUGUUCAGUAUUUAUUAUUUUUAAGUAUAUGACAUGUUUACUACUUAAAUAUGAAUUCAUGGUAUUCCAGUUACUUUUUUAAACAGUGUUCUGGGGGAAAGCUGUUGAUCACGCCAAUGGUUUUUGAGUUUGCAGUUCACAAUUGGUUCUUUAUUUCUUGAUUUUUGUAGCUGACACGAAGUUAUCUGUGUAAAACAAAAACAAAAAUAAAAGUGACUUCUCGAA